Neoarthrinium moseri is the source of this 1431-nucleotide messenger RNA. RefSeq lists its product as uncharacterized. Gene Ontology annotation, molecular function: oxidoreductase activity, acting on paired donors, with incorporation or reduction of molecular oxygen; heme binding; iron ion binding. Bases 1 to 1431 code for a protein of 476 amino acids. The transcript has 8 exons. The record is from RefSeq and is a predicted model, not a curated record. NCBI's taxonomy places the organism in Eukaryota, Fungi, Ascomycota, Sordariomycetes, Amphisphaeriales, Apiosporaceae.
AUGUUUGGACUAAGCUCAGCAGGCCUGGCCCUUGCAGGCUUUGUCCUUUUCUGUCCACUGCUUGCUACAUUCUCUUAUCUAUGGGUGGCGCUGAAGGUGUUCCGUGGCAAAGGCCUUGAAUAUGAGCACCUCAGGAAGUACGGCUCCAUGGUCCGCGUCGGCCCAAACUACGUCCUGACGGACGAUCCGGAGACAAUUCGCCAGAUCAAUGGUGCUCGAAGUAUACAUCACCGUGAUGAUUGGUACCGCGGAGCCAAGCUUGAUCCUGACACCGACACAACCAUCAGCCACCGAUUCGCUGGGCCGCACGACAAUUACAAGGCGAAGGCCUCCUUCGGCUAUAGCGGCCGUGACACGAUAGACUUCGAGGUGACUGUGGACGAACAGAUAAUCCACCUCAUUGAAGUUAUCAAGGCCCAGCACCUCUCCAAACCGGACCAGCUAAACCCCCUCGAUUUCGCUCACUAUAUCCGAUACUUCACUCUCGAUACCAUUACUGCCGUGGCUUUUGGGAAACGCUUUGGCUUCAUCGAAGGAGGUGAUCUCUACGGUUAUACUGCAAGCAUCGAAAAGCUGCUCGGUCUCGUUGCAACGGCGGGCGAUGUGCCCUUGCUCCGUAAGAUAUUCAUCUCUCCAUUCGUUGCAAGAUUCUUCGCCCCAAAGCCCACGGACAGCUGGGGGAUUGGUAAAGUUAUGGGUCUUGCGCACGAAACUGUUGAAGAUCGCCUGAAAUCGAAGGAAAAGCAUUCGGACAUGGUUUCGUCGUUCCUACGCCAUGGCUUGACGGCAAAAGAGAUCAAAGCCGAGAGCCUUGUGCAGCUGAUGGCUGGUGCGGACACAACAGCGACAGUCAUCCGGACCGGAAUGCUGUACCUCAGCACAUGCCCUAGAGUCUACCAACGUUUGAGGGAGGAAAUGAAAGAGGCUAUUUCCUCAGGCAAAGUGUCAAGCCCUAUCCGGGUCGAUGAAGCAAAGCAACUUCCAUACCUGCAGGCCGUCAUUUAUGAGUCUUUUCGGAUGAGACCCCCAGCGACAUAUGGAUUUUACAAGAAGGUGCCCCCUGGAGGAGAGACAUACCAAGGAAAAUUUCUUCCUGAGGGAACAGCCAUUGGUUCGAACUUUCCGGCAAUGGUACGACUUGAAUCCGUGUUUGGCCAGGACAGUCAACGUUUCCGGCCUGAGAGGUUCCUAGAUUGCAGUGCAGAGAAGAAGACGGACAUGAUCCGCGUCGUUGAACUUCUCUUUGGGUAUGGCCGCUGGCAGUGUGCUGGAAAGGUCCUCGCGCUGGUUGAACUGAACAAAAUCUUCUUCGAGCUUGUGCGUGCAUUUGACUGGCAAGUCAUCUAUCCAGGCCAGGCCUGGGACGAGGAAGCCUUUACAGCAACAGUGCAAAAGGACCUGUGGAUGAGCAUUACGGAGGCUUCCACAUAA